Corvus hawaiiensis (hawaiian crow) is the source of this 5197-nucleotide messenger RNA. RefSeq names its product KIAA0586 ortholog. The record is from RefSeq and is a predicted model, not a curated record. NCBI's taxonomy places the organism in Eukaryota, Metazoa, Chordata, Aves, Passeriformes, Corvidae. Gene Ontology annotation, cellular component: centriole; ciliary basal body. Bases 249 to 4943 code for a protein of 1564 amino acids. Gene Ontology annotation, biological process: smoothened signaling pathway. The transcript is spliced from 31 exons.
CGGCGGGGGCGGCCGGGCCGGGACAGGACGGGACAGGACGGGACAGGACAGGACUGCACAGCACAGCACAGCACAGCACAGCACAGCACACCGGGAGCGGGGCGCUCUUAGGGACGGCGGCCGUGCCCGCGGCGUGGGAGGGAACUGCGCCUCGGAGCCUUCAGGCUGCUGUCCGGCCACCACAGCGCCCGGCCCGUACGGACGCCCCUUCGUGAAGGCGCCGCUCGCCGAACCCCUCAUCGUCCCCCAUGGAAGCGGAGAGCAGCUCCAGCCAGGACUCCCUGGGCAGCCUGACGGCCGGCGAUGUGCUGAUCCGCUCCACGGGGGUCCGCAGGGAGAAGCCCCCGGCCGGCGGCCGCGGCAGGAAAGUGACGGUCGCUGUCCAGAAGCUCCGGGCCGGGGUCUCGCCCUGCCCGGGGGAUGUGGCUGCAGACGGAGCUCCCCGCGCUCCCCCGGCCGCGGUGCCGGCCUGGGCUCCGUGCGGGGCAGGGAUCCCCCGCCUCUCCCCCGGCGCCGCUCCAGGAGUCCUAAGCACCAAGGGAUAUCCAGAAUGUCUGCUUCCAGUCGAAACUUCAGAGCCCAUGUUUUUAUCCCAGAUGGAUUAUCCUGGAGAAGCUGCAGCACAAGAUGAUCCUUCACUGCUGCUGGAAGAUAGCAGAGGACCUGAAGAUGAUGUUUUUAUUUCUCAGUAUGCUACUGGCCAGAAGGAGGCUCUGAGAGCAGUAUUAAUGCAAAAAACUCAAAAUAUUCCUGUUCAUAAGGAGGUGAAGGUACAGCUCUUAGGAAAUGCCCCCACAGAUAAAAGGGAAAGUUUUGGUGGUGACACCAGGUCAGCACCCAGGGAAGUUGACUCUGCAACAACCAUUGCAGCAGCCACUGCUGCUGCCAUUGCUACGACAGCUCCACUUCUCAAGGUUCAAAAUGAUUUGGAAGCAAAAGUCAACUCAGUUUCAGAGCUACUUCAGAAACUGCAGGAGACAGACAGGCAGCUGCAGUGGAUGUCUGAACAGCAAGCAAAUAUGAAGGCUCAGCAUGAGGAGCCCCACUGCCACCAGAGAGUCAGCGAGCUUGAGAAGCAGAUGAAUGCUUUCAUGGUGCAACGGAUUGAGCACUUGGAAAAGCUCCAGGAGCAACAAAUGAAUAUUCAGUCCCAUCUCAUCAGCUCUGCAGUGAGCACACGUGGCCUGCAGCAGGGUCCUGGGCCUGCCUCCGGGCCCCUGACACGACACUCUGAGAAGCCAGAGCACAGAUCACUCACUGAUGAGGCACCUUUGUCUCACAGGGGUUUGUUCCCUACCAGUGCUGCACCUGCCCAAGUAUUCCCUGAAGCAUAUUCAAGCCAUUUUCCAAGUCAUGGGAUUCAUACACAAAAAUCUCCCCUGAAGACACCAGUUCCUCGGAGAUAUGCUCCAGAACCUGUACCCAAAAAUGGGAAAAUCUCAGAGAAAGAAAAUUCUGUAAUGGAAAAGGAAAAUAUUCCCAAACCUACAAGAGAAGAAAUACCACUGAAGCAAAUAGAAUAUUCCAAGGAGACAGCAUUAAGUGGCAAUGAGAGGAGCUGGCAUUCUGAGAGAGACAGGCACAAUGCUUUGCCUGCAGACUCAGUCCCUUCUUUUGAAAGCUACAAUUCAAUUGAGAAAACAGUGCAAAAAGCAGAUGAUUUACUUCAAGAUCUUGGCAAGUUGAGAAGAGAAAUGCAGAACAUUCUGCAGGAAGCAAGUUCAUGGAAAUCUGACGUGAAUGAUCUUACUAAGUCAAAAAAUCCUCCUGUUGCACCUGAUCCUCCUGAACAUCAUCUGCUCAACAAACCAUCCAUCCUUCAAAAUGUCAAAGUGCCAAGGUCUAUACUGAGGGAUGCUGAAAGGAUUUUGAGAGGAGUUCAAAACAAUAAAAAAGUCCUUGAGGAGAAUCUGGAAGCUGUUACUCAUGCAAGAGAUGCCAUGUAUUCUUUCACUAACUCCUUGACUACAAACAGAGAUGUCUUGGAAGAGAUUCGUAUCCGAAGGACUGUGGAUGAGUGGAUCAAGGCAAUCAGCGAGGAAAUUCAGGCUGAAAUGGCAAGAAAUGAUUCCGAACAAGGGAAACAUGAUCAAAAAGCCCCAUGGAUCAAGAGAGCCCAAAACCUCAGGGCUGUGAAGACCAAGAAAGAAAUUAAAGAGAGAACUCAAAACAUCCAAGGAUGCUUGACAAAGAAGCCUUUAUCUGCAGCUAAGGCAUUGCAGAAGCAGGUGGAAGAUAACAAAAGGAAACAGAAGUUUAGAACUUACUUUUCUGAAAAUGUGCAGAGCAGAGAAAGAGGGGCAGAUGGACCUGUAGGUGGAACUGCACUGGUCCAAAACGAAGAUUAUCUGUCCCAAGUUUAUGGGAAGCCCAUUUACCAGGGCCACCGUAGCACGCUUAAAAAAGGACCCUAUCUGAGAUUCAACUCUCCCUCUCCCAAAUCUAAGCUUCCAAGACCCAAGCUGAUAGAGACUGUUAGAGGUACAAAGGUGAAGUCAGCAAGAACCCAGACCUGCUCUCACACACAGAAGGUCAUCAGCAGCCCCAGGAAGAAGCAUCCUGUGUAUGGCCUUGCCCAGCAGAACCAGUACCUCUUCAGUCCCAGCCAAGAUGUCCCUGCUGCCUCUGGUCCCCUGGAAGGGCACCUCAUUCCCAUGGCUAUUCCACUAGGUCAAACCCAAAGCAGCAGCACAUUACUGCAGCCUGCUGGAGUGGUCAUAGAUAAACCACACCCUGUCACAGUUACAACCUCCCUUCCUCAAGUGCCACCAAAGCCUCCAGUCGAGGUAAAAAAACCAAAUAUAGCUGUGAUAGAGAUGAGAUCAGAGAAAAAGGACCCACCUCAGCUCUCUGUGCAGGUGUUACCAAAUGUUGAUAUUGACAGUGUUUCAAGUGCCAGUGGGAGUGUAAAUCAUGUUCUUCCAGGCUCUGAGCCUCUGCUCCCUCCUGUUGAUGCUGUAAUACAGACUCCAGAAGAAAUACACAGUGAAGAGGAAGACACAAAGUUUCCAGGAACGAAUUUCAUUGAUGUUACUGAUGUUAUGCAGGAUCAGGAAGAGGAGAGGGAUGAAAUUCCAGAAUUCCUUGAGCCUCUUCUGGAGCUUAAUGGCCAGUUUAAAGUUGCCUCGCCACAAUACAAUGGUCCUUUGUUUCCUCCAGUGGCUUCUGCCCCUCAGCAGCCUGCUGAUAUUUUGGAUGAACUGAUUCAAAGGAGAGAAACUAUAGAAAACAGGUUGAUAAAUUGGGUGGAACAAGAAAUAAUGGCAAAAAUUAUCAGUGAGAUGUGCCCAGCUCAGAAAGAAACAGUGCCCAGCAUUAGCAGCUCAGAGGGUGAAGACAGUGAAGUUGUAACCCCUGACAUUGUUGAAGUCGCAGGUGGUGGAGGAUUUCAGCUCUUUGUCAAUGCUGGUGUCCCUGUGGACUCAGAAAUGAUAAAUCAUUUUGUAAAUGAAGCUCUCAGUGAAACCAUUGCAACCAUGCUGGGUGACAAUCAGGCUCAGAGAACAGUUCCUGAUGCAAGUGUUCUUCCCAGCACAACCACAGUGAUGGAGGCUCCUGUGCCUACUCCACUGCCAACACCCCAGGCCACACCACCACCAACACCACCUUCAGAAAAAGAAUUGCCUCAGGUCAAAACUCCAGAUUCAUCUCCAUGUCCUACAGAAAUGAGUGGGGAUGUUCGUGAACAUGAAAAAAUUAAAGAAACAGGAGUUGAGGUUGCAGCUGCCACGGGCCGUGUUGUCACUCCUGAGGUCACUCCUGUCACCACACCUCCCACAGCAGCCACACCAAGCCCUCCUGCCUCAGAAUGGGGCUCCCAAGCUGAAAAAAGGGAAAGUCCAAAGCCUCCAAACCCGUGGGAUGGUGCAGAACUUCCUCUGGAAGAAGAGAAACCCAGUCCUGUAAAUGAAGAACUGUUCUGUCCCAGGGCUGUGGAGAUGUCAGUGGCCAAUGAUGAAGAACCAGAGGCCUUGUUUUUACCAUCUCAGCAGCUGCCAGUGAGGCCCUCUGAGCCCCUGCCCUGCAAUCUCCAGGUCCCAUCACCUGUGCCCACGGUCAGCUCCAGGGUGUCCACGGAGGAGAGCAGCCUCACCCCCACAGAGACUGAGACUACAGACAGACCCCUCUCAGAAGGGGAGGUGCUCUUCACCUGUGGACAGCCACUGCCUGCAGGAGCUUUAGCAGAAGGAGGAUUGUCUCUUCCAAACCUCACUGAGAGCUUAUCCAGUACUCUCCGAGAUGCCAAUGAAAUGGAUUAUGAUCCUCCAAGUGAAGGGCAGGUGGUGAGGAGACUGGAUAAAGGCUGUCACAGGGAUCCUGUCCUGACUCUUUUAGCCAAAUUAAAUCAAGCACCUGUUUUUGUACAAGAAGGAAUAGACCACUUGGAGGAUUCUGAUGGCAGUGUUGGGGAGUUCAGUGAAGGUCAGAGACCAAGGCUGACCAGAGUACAAGAGAGAAUCCUGAUGGGACCUUCCAUUUUUAUGGACCAUCCAGCUGCUCAGAGCUCUGGGAACAGACCACACCACGGGCUCCGUUCCGUAUCUCCAGGGCAGGUUGCCCAAAUUGGAGCAGAAAUUCUUGGAGAUGCAGAUACAAGUCCUAGUCCGAUGCUUUUGGCUGAACUGGAGUCACAGCCAGGUUCAGAUCCUGCUCUGCCAGCAGCCCAGCCAGGCUGCAGAGUGAGACCACUCCCAGAGGAUCUGUCCCAGGAGGAAAGCCAAGGAGCUGCACACGUUGAGACUGUGAGACCCCGAGUUAUCUUUGUGAGAAGGAAAUCUGAAGAGAUGCAACAAGAAGGAGAAGAUGCUGCCCCUCAUCUGAAUCCCCAUCUUCCUGCAGCAAAGGUGUCAGUGCAGCUGCCUGGCAAGAGCACAGCUAAUGAAACACAGAGUCUGAGCAGUGCACAUGGAGAUUCGGAUUCUUCAGGGGCAGACACAUUUUAAAGCUUACGGCUGUUUAUGACGGUCUCUGUCUGAAGAUGUUGUCAGUGGUACAUUUGUCUGUCUAAUGUGAUAGUCUGGGUGUUCCAUCAAAAGAACAGUCUUUCAGUACUGUUUAUUUUCAACUAUUUUUCUUAUAAUUUUGUUAUUAUUUUAAAUGAUUCUGUCUGCGAAUAUAUCAAUUAUUUUUAAGCAAAUAAAAUGCAGUUUUUUCAGAAUCAUUAUGAGUUGAAGUCAAUAAAGGCCUUUUAAAUAUU